Molecule: messenger RNA, 1548 nt
Organism: Ogataea angusta
Lineage: Eukaryota; Fungi; Ascomycota; Pichiomycetes; Pichiales; Pichiaceae
Exons: 1
Coding region: 1-1548 (515 amino acids)
Source: RefSeq, a predicted model, not a curated record
AUGAGCAACGGAAACGUCAGCAGCCGACGCAAGUCUCUUAUUCCGCGACGAACCGUGACACCCACGGGGUUGCUACGACAGACCAGUGGGGGGAACAGCUCAAAAAGCAUGCUUCCCAUGCCCUCCUCCAUCAAAGGGGAGCCUGCCCCUGCUGAAUAUCGAACGCCCAGAGAGUAUAUAGACAUUCUGGAGGCGUAUGUUGAUCAGGAUCUGAUUUUGGAGAAACAGCAGACCACGCAGCUUAUACAGAAGAUCAAUGUGGUGAUGGCCCAGAUCCAGGAGCUUACAAACGAGAAGAACCAGAUCAUUCGCGAGAAACGCAAGAUACAGAGUCUAAUAGGUGACCUCAAGGCAAACUACGAGAAUCUCGACAAAACACUAGUGAUUAAAAACAAAAGCAUAGACAACGAGGUGCGACACAACAAGAGGCUUUUGGAAGUGAAGAAAAAGGAGCUCGACGAGCAGUCGCGCGGAAAAGUGCGGGAGGUAGAGCUGCAGAUACAUGAAAUGAUGCAGUCCACGCUACAGGACGAGGAGGAGGACCGUGUGCGUGCGCAGGAGCUGACUAAUUUGGAGGUACAAAACACAGAGCUCGAGGAGGAGUUGCGACGGUUGCAGGCUGAAAACAAGCGCAAGCUCAACGAUGUGCUUACGGAGGUGGACACCGAAAUAAGGGAGAAAAACAGACGGAAGGAACAGAACUUGAGUGAGCCGCGGCGGGCGGUUCUUGAGCUGAGAGCUAAUCUGGAACGAGCCAGAGAUGACUUGUCGAAGAAGGAGGAGUCGUUAAAACAGCUGGACUGCGCAAUUGAGCAACAGAAGUCUGCUCUUGACAGUAUGAAAAACUACAAAGGAACGCUGGACGAGCAGGUGUUGGAGCUCGAGACGCAGAAGAACGAGCUGGUCUCGAAAUUGGAAGCAGUGAGCGCGAAAGUGGAGCUUUUCGUUGAGACAGACUACGCCACCGCACAAGACGAAUACUCUGUGAUCCAGGAGAAGGUGAACAGUGAGAGACUCACGCGUCUCAAAAUUGAAGACGAGAUAAUGGAGCACCAAGGCAAGCUCCGGGUCAUGGUGGAACCACAAGCGCAGGUGCCAGGUGAACUGGACGACACCGUGACCGACUUUCUGGAGGACCGGGUUCGUGUGUUUGUUGAGUCCGCAUUGAUGGGGGUAAGCUAUAUAAUUCUUCUGGUCCACGCACAAGAGGACUAUUUUGGAAUUAUUCAGGAGCAUUUGGAGACACGCAGAUAUACACAGCGAUACGAGAACUGGCAGAUUGAGAUUUGCGAGCCCGCCACCAGCCACACAGCACAGCGAGAACUCCAGGUGACGAGUUUCAACGCCAACACGAAAAAGACACUCGCGGCGAGCGUCAUCUGCGUUGCGGUGGACGGGGGCAGCAUCUCUGCCCAGACACGAGAGUUCUGCGAGAGCAGAAAAACGAUGGUGAUCUGGGGACGCAGAGACGUCGAUGAGACUGUCGGUGCGCUGUGGCAGGUGCUGUGGACGUUACCGACUGCGAGACGAGAUGCUACGCGGAUGUAG